This is a messenger RNA of Urocitellus parryii (Arctic ground squirrel), 1568 nucleotides long. RefSeq names its product family with sequence similarity 168 member A (gene Fam168a). NCBI's taxonomy places the organism in Eukaryota, Metazoa, Chordata, Mammalia, Rodentia, Sciuridae. The record is from RefSeq and is a predicted model, not a curated record.
UCUCGCCUGCAGCCGAUCGUCCCCUCCCCCCACCCGUCGGGCUCCUCCGCGGCUACUGCAGAGGAUUCAGAGCCCAGUAGCUGAGGAGGAGGCUCCCGUCCCUGCGCGCCAUCCGCCACCUUACUGGACACGGGCGAGGGAGCGAGAGCGUUGCCGCUGUAGCCUCCGGAGAAGACAAGGGCAUCGCCUCCUGUCGCCUCCGCAGCCGUUUUCGCCUGCAGAGGCUAGCCGGAUCCUCAGUCUUCCACAAUGAACCCUGUUUACAGCCCCGUGCAGCCUGGGGCUCCUUAUGGCAACCCUAAGAACAUGGCCUACACGGACACAAGAAGGUGGCCAUCUGCAAGCCAGGAAGACCUGUCACUAGAACCCAACCAUGCUGACAUCUUGAUCUGGACUUCCAGCCUCCAGAACUGUUACCCUACAGCCUACCCGGCAGCGGCCCCUGCCUACAAUCCCAGCCUGUACCCAACCAAUAGCCCAAGUUAUGCUCCAGAGUUUCAGUUCCUGCAUUCAGCUUAUGCCACUCUGCUGAUGAAACAGGCCUGGCCACAGAACUCGUCUUCCUGUGGCACUGAAGGCACCUUCCACCUCCCAGUGGACACCGGGACCGAGAACCGAACUUACCAAGCAUCCUCUGCGGCUUUCAGAUAUACUGCAGGGACUCCAUACAAGGUCCCACCGACCCAGAGUAAUACUGCUCCACCCCCCUACUCCCCAUCACCCAACCCCUAUCAGACGGCCAUGUAUCCAAUCAGAAGUGCCUACCCCCAGCAGAAUCUGUAUGCACAGGGAGCCUACUAUACACAGCCGGUGUACGCUGCCCAGCCCCAUGUCAUCCACCAUACCACGGUCGUCCAGCCCAACAGCAUUCCCUCUGCCAUCUACCCGGCGCCUGUUGCUGCCCCCAGGACCAAUGGCGUGGCCAUGGGCAUGGUGGCCGGCACCACCAUGGCAAUGUCAGCAGGUACUCUGCUGACUACACCCCAGCACACCGCGAUUGGGGCACACCCUGUCUCCAUGCCAACAUACAGGGCCCAAGGAACCCCUGCAUACAGCUACGUGCCCCCGCACUGGUAAAACCUUCAGCCCAUCCAAAUCUGGAGUCACACAUUGUAUGCAACUACUCAAGUCUUACACCGGUGCUGGAGCAGCUCCCUAGCAGCACCACCUCUAUUUUCAAGAAGAGACAACAGAAGUGCAAGGGUCACUUUAUGCAUCUUUAAUGAUUUUGGUUUUUAUUUUUGGUUUUUGUAAAAGCUGCUUUUUCUAAUCUCCUGCCUUUCCCCCUAGCCCCUCUCUUAGCUGCUGCCCUUUCAGCUGUACCCACUUCUACCUGAUCAGGCCACAUCCCCUCAGCACUACUUUUUUCCCCCAAGCAUCUAGUCCCCAGGAUCCCAGUCUAGUGGCAAGCAGAGUGGGGUUUAUUGCAGUGGUUCAGCUGAAGGCUCAACUUCAUUUGAAGAAUAUAAACAGAUGUGGCCCUCAAGUCCUGGGUCAGAACUCAGAGCUGUUGAGCAGGCAACAUCUCUGGGUAAUUGUUCUUUUUCUUUCUUUCUUUCUUUCUUUCU